This is a messenger RNA of Penicillium lagena, 2121 nucleotides long. RefSeq lists its product as uncharacterized. The transcript has a single exon. NCBI's taxonomy places the organism in Eukaryota, Fungi, Ascomycota, Eurotiomycetes, Eurotiales, Aspergillaceae. Bases 1 to 2121 code for a protein of 706 amino acids. The record is from RefSeq and is a predicted model, not a curated record.
AUGUUUCGUUUGCUCCCCUGGUCCUCUGCAAUCGGAGGGAACAAGGUGAUGGCGGAAGAGGUCACGAUGCUCGCCACACCCUCCUCCAACUGCUCCAUGCCGGGAGUUAACGGUUUGUCGCUACCCCGGCUGAAGCGCAAGCGAUCCGAUUCGGACGCGGCCACCGACGCGCCCGCCCCGACCAGACCACGCACACAACCGCCAGUCGCCAACACUCUGCCACCAGCGCCGGUGUCGCAGCCAGUCGUCUCGAAACCGCUCGCCUCGCCGCUCGUUGCUCCAUCCACCCCGGUCGCAUCGGCGCAUCCGCCGGCGCAGGUCGCCGCCACGGGGGCCCCGGAUGUGAACCAGCUGCGCGAUACCAUCACGGCCCAGCUGAGCUUGGAGGUGCUGCUGAAGCACAAUGAACUGCGUCUCAUCGACCAGGAGAUCGCCAAGUGUCAGGUCGCACUGGAACAACUGCGACGCUGCGCGGAGAUCCCCUACCCGGGAUCGCUUGCCACGGGCAUGUCGUCGACUGUCAGCUCUGGCGUUGGUGCGUCGGUGUUGGUACCUGGAAAAGGACCUGCGCCGAUAUCUCCAGCGCCCUGGGGGGUCACCGAGGGACCAUAUUCGCGCCACUAUGCGCGCUGGUUGCUCCCUGACCCUCGCUUCGAUGGGGGUGAGGUCGACCCGGGUCUUGCCUCCAUCGGUGCCAACGGCUUUCCGCAGGUCGAGGGCCGGUCAACGCGCGGCAACCCGGUGGACAUGGGCUCGCUGGCGAGCAAGACGCGUCCUCAACGGGGUUCGGCUAGUGCAAAGCUGCAAUCUCUGCCCAGUGGUUACCCAUUGAUCAAGGAGAAGGCGGGGCCGAUGCUGAUCCGGCGCAAAUCGGACGGCGUGCUCGUCAAAUUAAUCUGUUUGGACUGCCGACGGGACAACUUCUCCAGCACGCAAGGAUUCAUCAACCACUGUCGCAUCGCACACAACCGCAACUUUGCCAGCCACGACGCCGCGGCGAUGGCGUCGGGUGAACCGGUCGAGGUGGAUGAGGCUGGUACCGUCAUCGGCGGCCGAAGUGAAUCCACCAGCGCUCCGGUGGCUCCUGGAUAUGUCCAUCCGCUGAUUCGAUCUACUCAACUGCCUUCGCCUUCGAACUCCCUCACCACUCCCGCCAAGGACUCAGUCACUCCUCAGCGACCGUCUGACAUGAACGCGGCCGCAACUGUUGCAACACCGCCCGCGACAAGACCAUCGGUUCGCGAGCAGCGCCGACAAACCGAACCAGCCAAGAUUUCUGUCAACCCUUCAUUUCUCGCCUCUCCCGCGACUCCUCACUUGUCAGCCUUGAUGCGGGACCGCGGUGUCGGUGUGGAUAUGGACCAACUGGUGGCAGAUGCCAAGACACCUGUGUACCUUGAUGGUCUUUCCGAUAGCGAGGACGAUAUGGAUACGGACGAUUCUGGGCGACCGUCCGACUCCGGUUUGGAGGCGUCUCAACUCGGAGCACGCGCUGGUCGACAGCCAAUGCGCAUGCCCACCGCACAAGCCGCAUCGCAGCGCUCGGAAGGCCACAAGGGGCUUAACCGAAACCCGCACGACGCGCAAUCCUUGGAAGAAUCAACACCGUCUCGACCACCGCAUCACCUCCAGCCGUCAUACCUCUCAGAGAUUUCCUUAUCAGACACGCCUCAAGCAAUUCAGCCUCGAGAAGCAGACCAUAUGAGUCACCCGGCAAACCUCAGUCCAAACACGCUAGAGUCGAAUCAAGCUCCGAGCUUGGUGAGCGACGACGAGGAUGAUUUUGAAGCAGGCUCUGAGUCCGAUGGGCCCAGCUCUUCCGAGGCAGGCGACCACGACCAAGAUAUCGGUCACAUCGAGGUGGAGGGCGAUGAGCGCACAGCCACUCCGUCCACCGCGACCACCGAAGCCAAGCCCGGUCCAUCGCUGGCGAGUCCUGCUCCGUCCGCGCCGCCGAAAUUGUCCAAACCCUUGAAGCGAAGCCGAUCCAAGAAGAACAUUCCAUCGAUGAUGCCUGCGUUUGACGACUCCGAUAAGGAAGACAAGCACGUCAGCUUCGUCCAUUCCGAUGAGAACCCCAAAUCCAAGCGCGGGCCCAAACCUGCUCCAUCUGGCCGGUAA